GAUCCCGCGUGCGCGCGGCCGCGAGAACUACAAGGGGACCUUCGGAGUGAGUUCGUCCACGCUUUGAGAAGUAGGUUAGCAGGGUAGACUGGAAACCUUGCAAGAACCUUGGAACCUUGCAAGCCAAGCUAAACCACCGUGGGAGUAUUCUGUCAAGAAGUUACCGAAAUAGUGCAUCGAGACAAACAGGAAAACAUGCAACUUGAACUGUCGAAUUUCUUUGCAUUUAAUUAACUGUCGCAAGACUCUCCUCGCUGAUUUUUGCCUUAUUUUCUGAAAAAAUAUUUUCUAGUUCAUUAGGCUAAAGAAGUUUUUUUUUACGUGCCAGCAAACGCUGGUCUUUCAACAGUUUUACAGAUAUUUGUAUUCAAUUUACAACCCACAUGAAGUCAAAUUCAUUGAUCCAGAAACGAUAAAUAUUCAACAUGAGAGCUCAAAUAGAAGUAAUACCCUGCAAGAUCUGUGGGGACAAGUCCUCAGGUAUUCACUAUGGGGUCAUUACCUGCGAAGGUUGCAAGGGGUUCUUCCGCCGCAGCCAGCAGAACAACGCCAUGUACUCGUGUUCCCGCCAGAGAAACUGUCUUAUUGACCGAACCAACCGCAACCGCUGCCAACACUGCAGACUGCAGAAGUGUCUGGCUUUGGGCAUGAGCCGGGACGCGGUGAAGUUUGGCCGUAUGUCUAAGAAGCAGCGAGACAGCCUGUACUCAGAGGUUCAGAAGCACCAGAAGAACCAGGAGCUUCUGAACCAGGAGGUUGUGAACCAGGGGUGUCUGAACCAGGGUUUGUCCCUGACCAGGGAAGAUGUGGCAGGGGGAGACAGCGAGGGGGACAGGCACAGGGAGCUCAGUCACUCCUACAGCAGCGGCGGCUCCAGCUCCACCCUGAGUGACCUGGAUGACAUCCCCGACCUGUUUGACCUGCCCUUGACCCCGGAGGAGGCCCACAAGUACUGCAGCCUGGAGCUGCUGGGAGGCCACGGCGGAAGCACCGGGAACACCUCAAACUCUUCAUCAUUAUCAUCAUCCUCUAACAAUUCGUCCAAUCAGAACUCGCCGCAGCAGAAUCUGCUGGAUGUCACAGACGCCAAUGGAAUCAAACAUGAGUACCAGAUGUUGUCGCACACACAAGCCGCGCUGCUGGAGCCACUGGCCAAUGACUGCACUCUUAUGGAUAUAGAGCGUAUCACCCAGAGUGUGGUCAAGUCCCACUUGGAGACGAGUCAGUACAGUUCUGAAGACCUGAAGAGGCUGACAUACAGUGGGAUUCAGUACUCACCUGAGGAGACCCGCAACUUCCAGUGCAAGUCUGAAGAGUUUAUGUGGCAGCAGUGUGCCCACCACAUCACCAAUGCCAUCCAGUACGUGGUGGAGUUUGCCAAACGCAUCACUGGCUUCAUGGACCUGUGUCAGAACGACCAAAUAAUUCUGCUCAAAGCAGGCUGUCUGGAGGUGCUGUUGAUCAGGAUGUGCAGGGCGUUUAACGCUAACACCAACACCAUGUUCUUUGAUGGCAAGUUUGCCUCUGCCCAGCUCUUCAAAGCCCUCGGUUGCGAUGACCUGGUCAGUGCCGUGUUUGACUUGGCUAAAGGACUCUGCCGCCUGCAGCUAACCGAUGAGGAAAUGGCUCUGUUCAGCGCCGCUGUCCUUCUGUCCCCAGAGCGACCAUGGCUGACCGACAGCCAAAAGGUCCGGAAGCUGCAGGAGAAGCUCUUCCUGGCUCUGCAACACAGACUGCACAUGAGCGGGGCCUCCGACGAGAAACUAGACCAGAUGGUGUCCAAGCUGCUGAUGAUGAAGUCCAUCUGUAAUCUCCACGUCAACAAGCUGGAGUUCUUCCGUCUGGUUCACCCCGAGACCGCAUACAGCUUCCCACCACUCUAUCGGGAAGUGUUCGGGAGUGAGAUCUCUCUACCCGACUCUACAAACAGCUCCUAGAGAGAAAUAUGGAGUUAAGGCAGGUUAAGAAAAGUGUGGAGAUAUGGAAGCGAAAGGGGAGAUUGAGCGAGGGAUAUAAAUAUUGAACUCAGAAAUAACUAGCAGUUAACUAGACAAUCCAGGACUUAAAAUACUCAGUUUCCCAGCAUGCUGUGGCGUUAUUCCUCCACUAUCCUAGCAGGCCAUGCACCUUACACUACAGACUUCACCUUCAGGAUCCUUUUGUACCGUAGCACUCUGGACAAACUAAUGGGCAAUAUGCAUAUUCUACAGUGUGAACAUAGAUAAUUUAGCAUUAGAACAUCGAUGCUCCCCAACCCCGUCAUGAAUGUACCUCACUGACAACCACCAAUGCACCAGCCAGAACCACACACCGAAUGUACAGUGGGGCAAAAAAGUAUUUAGUCAGCCACCAAUUGUGCAAGUUCUCCCACUUAAAAAAAUAUGAGAGAGGCCUGUAAUUUUCAUCAUAGGUACACAUCAACUAUGACAGACAAAAUGAGGGGAAAAAAUCCAGGAAAUCACAUUGUAGAAUUUUUUUAUGAAUUUAUUUGCAACUUAUGGUGGAAAAUAAGUAUUUGGUCAAUAACAAAAGUUUAUCUCAAUACUUUGUUAUAUACCCUUUGUUGGCAAUGACAGAGGUCAAACAUUUUCUCUAAGUCUUCACAAGGUUUUCACACACUGUUGCUGGUAUUUUGGCCCAUUCCUCCAUGCAGAUCUCCUCUAGAGCAGUGAUGUUUUGGGGCUGUUGCUGGGCAACAUGUACUUUCAACUCCCUCCAAAGAUUUUCUAUGGGGUUGAGAUCUGGAGACUGGCUAGGCCACUCCAGGACCUUGAAAUGCUUCUUACGAAGCCACUCCUCCGUUGCCCGGGUGGUGUGUUUGGGAUCAUUGUCAUGCUGAAAGACCCAGCCACGUUUCAUCUUCAAUGCCCUUGCUGAUGGAAAUCUCACGAUACAUGGUCCCAUUCAUUCUUUCCUUUACACAGAUCAGUCGUCCUGGUCCCUUUGCAGAAAAACAGCCCCAAAGCAUGAUGUUUCCAUCCCCAUGCUUCACAGUAGGUAUGGUGUUCUUUGGAUGCAACUCAGCAUUCUUUGUCCUCCAAAGACGACGAGUUGAGUUUUUACCAAAAAGUUAUAUUUUGGUUUCAUCUGACCAUAAGACAUUCUCCCAAUCUUCUUCUGGAUCAUCCAAAUGUUCUCUAGCAAACUUCAGACGGGCCUGGACAUGUACUGGCUUAAGCAGGGGGACACGUCUGGCACUGCAGGAUUUGAGUCACUGGCGGUGUAGUGUGUUACUGAUGGUAGGCUUUGUUACUUUGAUUUCUUCAAACCAAGCUGCUUCCCUAUUGCAGAUUCAGUCUUCCCAGCCUGGUGCAGGUCUACAAUUUUGUUUCAGCUCUUUGGUCUUGGCUAUAGUGGAGUUUGGAGUGUGACUGAUUGAGGUUGUGGACAGGUGUCUUUUAUACUGAUAACAAGUUCAAACAGGUGCCAUUAAUACAGGUAACGAGUGGAGGACAGAGGAGCCUCUUAAAGAAGAAGUUACAGGUCUGUGAGCCAGAAAUCUUGCUUAUUUGUAGGUGACCAAAUACUUAUUUUCCACCAUAAUUUGCAAAUAAAUUCAUUAAAAAUCCUACAAUGUGAUUUUCUGGAUUUUUUUUUCAUUUUGUCUGUCAUAGUUGAAGUGUAAUUGCACAAUUGGUGGCUGACUAAAUAAUUUUUUGCCCCACUGUUCGUAUUAACACUCUGGGACAGUUUGACUGGUUGAAUUAGAAUCACUGUAAUGCUAUGGUUCUACUCAACAGACCUGGGGUUCUUUAAUUUAUAGUCCCAAAGACACAGUUCUCAGUGGUACCCAUAUGUAGACUGCAUGUAUGUUGGACAUGUAUGUACUCACCAGCCCUAAGAGACCAAGAUUAUCAUUCAGUUAUUCCUCUGUUACAAAUGAGGAUAUAAACAGGUAUGACAUGCCACACUACUUGGUCAUGGCCUUAUUGGUCAAUUAUUCUUUAUUGAUCGUCUCCCUACAGGUUUAUAGCAAACUCACAGAACUGACAGUGUUUGGUGCUGCCCUUUGUAGACUUAAAAAAUGCAAUGAGAAACCUCAGUCGCUCACCUUCUUCCCAUGAGAGAGAGAGAGAGAGAGAGAGAGAGAGAGAGAGAGAGAGAGAGAGAGAGAGAGAGAGAGAGAGAGAGAGAGAGAGAGAGAGAGAGUCUGGUUUCCAUGGCAACACCCACCCCCAUAGCAACCCAAUGGGGUUACGCAAUGUAUGUAAUUUAACCAUUUGGGAGGCUGAACACUCUUUGCAUAGUGAACACUGCCAAGGUAGGCAGUCCAAUCACACGAAGGCAAAGGAGGGUCUCUAGUAGAAUGGCCCAACAUUGUCAAUGAAACAGAUUCUUGCCUCAUGAGACCACGCUGGGUGAAAGAAACAGCAGAAGACAGAACAUAAGAAGAGACGAGGAUACUUUAUGAACUCUGAAUAACAAAGAGACUUGAGGAGAACAGCUCCUCUGUGAGAGUCCCUAACCAGCAACAUCCAGCCAAUAGGAAUAGUCUCCCAUUCACUGAUGCCUUGUCUUUGGGUUACAGUUAAAUUGUCUGUGUGUAAACUCUCUUUACUGGUUGGAUCAACUGUAUUAUUUUUGUACAUUGCUGUUUCCGUGUCAUCUACUCCUCCACCAAAUGUCAAAAAUCUUUCCUAUCCAGGAUCCCACUGGGUGAGCACAAGUCUAAGGCUGGACCCAGCUACCAGCUACCUGCCUGAGUUAGACAUCAUUUGUAUAAGGUUUAUGAGUCAGACAGGGCAUCUCUUAACCCUUUGAGGAGCAUGGACAAACAACAUAUCCUGAUUCUAUUUGUUCUUAUUGAACUGUAAAGUUCCACAACAGAAUACUGAGAAUAAGGUUCUAUGAACUCACUCCACAAAGGGCUAAAAGUGACUCGUAGCCACUCAGGGAGCUAGCUCUGUUCUGUCAUUCUCUCUCUACGAGCAGUGUCUUCUACUAGCAGUGUUUUCCUCUCACCUUGCAGCUAAGACAAGACCCAUAACCUUGAUCACUGUGUUCGUAAUCUUUGUUUGUGAAUGUUACUCACACAGUGUCAGAGAUCUUUCCCCUUUAUUCUCAAUAUUAUAACACAAUCUGAAUUUUACAAGACACAAUCUAAAAAAUAUACAUAUUUUUAGAACAUGUUAUUCUUGGGAUUUAAUGUUGCUUUUGUUGUGAGUGUUAUCUCUGUUGGUCUUUGAUCUUUUUCCCCCUGUUAUGUCAUCACAUUUUUGUCUUGUAAAAUUAAGUGGUCUAUUUUUUUUAAAGAAUUUUUUUUUUUUAAAAGACACUUUUUUCCCUCUCUAUUCCCCUUAAGACAAAAUGUACAAUAUGUAUAUUGUCAGUCAAAGAGUAAAUAAGUUACUCAGCUCAAUGUAUAUUCUUGUAUGUUGGGAUACUUUACAUGUGCUUUAAAGAAUAUAAUAAAAGUAUUUCUUUUGAA
Oncorhynchus keta (chum salmon) is the source of this 5428-nucleotide messenger RNA. RefSeq names its product nuclear receptor ROR-beta-like. The record is from RefSeq and is a predicted model, not a curated record. The transcript has 9 exons. Gene Ontology annotation, cellular component: nucleus. Bases 426 to 1937 code for a protein of 503 amino acids. Gene Ontology annotation, molecular function: RNA polymerase II cis-regulatory region sequence-specific DNA binding; nuclear receptor activity; zinc ion binding. Gene Ontology annotation, biological process: regulation of transcription by RNA polymerase II. NCBI's taxonomy places the organism in Eukaryota, Metazoa, Chordata, Actinopteri, Salmoniformes, Salmonidae.